Messenger RNA from Vitis riparia (riverbank grape), 1836 nucleotides. RefSeq lists its product as uncharacterized. Lineage: Eukaryota; Viridiplantae; Streptophyta; Magnoliopsida; Vitales; Vitaceae. The transcript has 5 exons. The coding region runs from base 272 to 1354 and encodes 360 amino acids. The record is from RefSeq and is a predicted model, not a curated record.
UCAUAUAGCUGGACAAACGUCAACUCCAAGUCCACCCACAAAAAACCUCAGCCCUGUACACUCCCCCACAAACUUCAGAUUGUGUUUUCACACUGUGCCCAACUUUUUCUGACCACCUUCUUUUCUUUCUUAAAGCAAUGUGUUCCCUUGUUUGACAUUCGCCCUCUAGAGAGAAAAGAGUAUCUGACUCAGUAAUUAUCGUAUCUUCUCCACCCAGCAACGGCAGCCUCAGUAUUGUAUUAUCAGAACAACCCACCUAAGUUCUGUGGCUAUGGCUGUUGACUUGCAUGGAAGGGAGUCUUUGCUUCCAUCUCAGUUUUUCACUGAAGAUGAUUUUAUCUCUGAGAAGAAGCAUAUCAACAAGGGGGGCAGUUCCGGGGCUUGCUUUGCCUGGGAUGUUCCUAACAGGGUUGCUUCAUGUGGGUCUAGUUUGAUCGAGAUGGAGAGCGACGAGGAUGAUUGCAUUGCUAAGUUGACUCGCCGAUUGGCUCAGUCUCAGUACCUUCUUGAAGAAGAUGACCCAGACGUUGGCUCCGAGAACCCUAAGUUAUGGGGUUUCACCGGUUGGCCUCAGUCGACUCUCUGGUCUCCCUUGGGCCCGAAUCUUGGAACCCAAAGAGGAACACCGGUGUGUCCGGCAACGGCCAUAAGCGGAAAAGGGGGCACUUGGGAUUUGUUUUACGACGCUGCCGGAAUCAACGACGAUGGACCCAGAUAUCACCAUUCUCAAAAACUUCCGGCCACAUCCCUAAAGUCCAGUUUAAUCAAUCCCGUGAAGAACCCCAACGCUGGAUUCUACAGUAACCAAGAUCUCUCUGAUGAUCACCUCCGAGCUUUUCAAUUUUAUCAGCUGAAGCAGCAACAGCUUAUGAAGCAAAACAGAGACUCGGUUCUGUGGGAAAGAAGAGGAUGGGCAACUCAGAGACAGCAGAGCAAGGAGAGGGCUUGUAGUGGGUUUGGGAACACACCAACAUGGGCUGCUCUGCCACAGCAACCUACCCACAAAGCAGCGGGUUCAGGUCUGAGGGCCAUUUUCCUUCGUGGGUCUGAUUCCAGAAGUGGGUCUUGUGGCACCGGUGUUUUCUUGCCUCGUGGAACCGGCAACCCUUCAGAUUCACGCAAGAAACAGGAAUGCUCCACUGCCCUUAUACCAGCCAGAGUAGCCCAGGCCCUGAAACUCAACCUUGAUGAAAUGGGUGUUGUAUCACCAUCACUGGGUGGCCGUUUGUCUCUGCAACAUGAUGCGGCACCAGGGCGAAGGAACAGCCUGUAUCCACCGCAGAAGCAGCACUGGCCGGCGCCUCCUGCAAUGAAGCACCAAGAGAUGGAUGUUCCUCGGGGAUGGACUCACUGACACUUGAUGAAGCCCCUCUAAUCUUAUGAUGAAAGGCUCAAGUCACAUAGAAAAAAGGAAAAGGAAAAAAAUGAUAGACAAUGAUCAAAAGCAAAAUAUUGCUGAGAUUUUUCUUCUUUGGUUUUUCAGGAUUUCAGGGGUGAGAAUUUGGAAAAAGGAAAGGAAUAAAAGUUGUCUGGGAGGGAAAAAUAGAGAGUCUAUAAGGGUUAUCAUUAGGAAUGAUGUUGAUUUAGGUACGAUUAGUGGUUGGUGGGGGGAGGGGAUCGGCCUUUUGGAAAAGCGCUUGUAAUAAUGUUAGAGAUGUUAACAAAAGAGAGUUGCCCUGCUUACAUCUCUUUGUUUCCUCUCUUCUACCAGUACCAUUUUAGCUUUCAAUAAUCUCCCCUUAUUUUUUGUUUGGUCAAGAAAAUGUUUGUUGUGAAACUAAAAAUUGUUCCUUGAAAUUUGCCCCUUUGUUUAUGCAGGAGUAUGUGUAUUGUGUA